Cynoglossus semilaevis (tongue sole) is the source of this 3310-nucleotide messenger RNA. It is a transcript of the gene galnt7, whose product is annotated as UDP-N-acetyl-alpha-D-galactosamine: polypeptide N-acetylgalactosaminyltransferase 7. Bases 443 to 2386 code for a protein of 647 amino acids. The transcript is spliced from 15 exons. NCBI's taxonomy places the organism in Eukaryota, Metazoa, Chordata, Actinopteri, Pleuronectiformes, Cynoglossidae. Gene Ontology annotation, cellular component: Golgi apparatus. The record is from RefSeq and is a predicted model, not a curated record. Gene Ontology annotation, molecular function: polypeptide N-acetylgalactosaminyltransferase activity. Gene Ontology annotation, biological process: protein O-linked glycosylation.
ACACUUCUUAGCCACAGGGUGGUGCUGCCCACAGAGCCGUGUCAGGAGCGGGGCAGACAGUAGGAGACACCGGGGGCACGAAAAUAGAGCUGUAGACUUUAAAGUCAAUAUGACGGAAUAUUCUGGAAAACGUUCCCGUUUUACUAUCGCGCUGACAGGAGUUGCCGUGUGCUGCUGCCCCUCCACCAGAAGCUGCUAGACACAACAGUAGCACUAGCCGGGCAGUUAUCUUUCAGGAAACGGACACAGGGCUCACCUGGUCCCUGGUGAAACCCCUCCAUGCAAACCGGACACACGUCACCGCUGCGGUUUUAACUUUAACAAAUUUAGUUCCAGGGCUGUGUGGGAAAAAAAGAAGCUGAAAGCCCAGUUAGUAACAUUGCUAGUUAACCAAGCUGAGCCGUGCUAAGCUAAGCUAAACUAACUGGGAGCUGCUGGCAACAUGAGACUGAAGGUGGGAUUUAUUCUACGGAGCCUGCUCGUGGUUGGAACGUUUCUCGGUCUGGUUGUGCUCUGGUCGUCCCUGUCACCCAAACCCAGCGACGACAAUCCCUUCGAAAAACGGGACGACAGCUUGCAGGCCAAACAAGAGCCAGCGGGCCAGUUUAAGCCUGUGGUGCCAUGGCCUCGUGUAGAGGGGGUGGAGGUUGAUCUUAAUGCUAUUAGAUUGAAAAAUGGACUUCUAAACCAUCCCCAGAACCCUGACCAACUGCAGCCCAACCAAAAUCAAGUGAUUCAGCAGCAGUUUGUCACAUUCAAGCCCCACACAAAUGCCUACGACAUCCCUGUUCUGAAGAAAGGAAUCCUAGGAAACUUUGAGCCAAAAGUACCAGAACCUCACGGGGUCGUCGACGGACCUGGAGAGGAAGCUAAGCCCCUGGUUCUGGGCCCAGAGUACAAAGAUGCGGUCCAGGCCGCCAUCAAAGAGUUUGGCUUCAACAUGGUGGCAAGUGACAUGAUCUCAUUGGACAGAAGUAUCAGUGACAUACGCCAUGAAGAGUGUAAGUACUGGCAUUAUGACGACAGGUUGCUGACCUCUAGUGUUGUGAUCGUGUUCCACAACGAGGGCUGGUCCACCCUGAUGAGAACCGUCCACAGUGUCAUCAAGAGGACGCCCAGAAGAUACCUGGCUGAGGUAGUCAUGAUAGAUGACUUCAGCAACAAAGCCCACCUAAAGGAACGCCUUGAGGACUACAUAAAGCAGUGGAACGGUCUCGUAAAACUCUUCAGAAAUGACAAGAGAGAAGGACUGAUCCAGGCCAGGAGUAUUGGAGCGCACAAGGCCACCAAAGGACAGGUGCUCAUUUAUCUUGAUGCUCAUUGUGAGGUGGGAAUCAACUGGUAUGCUCCAUUGAUUGCGCCCAUAUCAAAAGACAGAACGGUGUGUACUGUGCCUCUGAUCGACUCCAUCCACGGAGAGAAGUACACCAUCGAAGGCCAGGGUGGAGGAGACAAAGAUGGCUUUGCUAGAGGAGCCUGGGAUUGGAGCAUGCUCUGGAAGAGAGUUCCCCUGGGAGAGAAAGAAAGAAAUAUGCGAAACACUCUGACUGAGCCCUAUAGGUCUCCAGCCAUGGCAGGAGGUCUCUUUGCCAUAGAGAGAGACUUCUUCUUUGAGCUGGGUCUCUAUGAUCCAGGACUGCAGAUAUGGGGAGGAGAGAACUUCGAGAUAUCUUAUAAGAUCUGGCAGUGUGGUGGUCAGCUGCUUUUUGUGCCGUGUUCACGUGUCGGCCAUAUCUACAGACUACACGGAUGGCAAGGGAACCCACCACCUGCACAUGUGGGCUCCUCACCCACUCUGAAGAACUACGUCCGUGUGGUGGAGGUGUGGUGGGAUGAAUAUAAGGACUUCUUCUACGCCAGUCGUCCGGAGACUCUCACUCUGGCCUAUGGAGACAUCAGUGAUCUUAAACGUUUCAGGGAGGAACAUCGAUGCAAAAGCUUCAAAUGGUUCAUGGAGGAGAUAGCCUACGACAUCACAGACCACUACCCUCUGCCUCCUAAAAAUGUCGAAUGGGGGGAGAUUCGAACACUUGACACCAGUUACUGCAUUGACAGUAUGGGACACACCAACGGAGGCAACGUGGAAAUCGGACCGUGCCACAGAAUGGGUGGCAACCAGUUGUUCCGUAUCAAUGAAGCGAACCAGCUGAUGCAGUACGACCAGUGCCUGGCCAGAGGACCGGAUAAUUCCGCCGUCAUCAUCACGCACUGUGAGAGGAACCAGCACACUGAGUGGAAGUACUUCAAGGAUCUUCAUCGGUUCACUCAUGUACCAACAGGGAAGUGUCUGGACCGUUCCGAUCUGCUCCACAAAGUCUUUAUAUCGGACUGUGACACCAGCAAAACCACUCAGAAAUGGGAGAUGAACAACAUUGUGGCGGUGUGACGAGGACCAGGAUAAACAGAAUGGUCUUUCAAACGCUGGUUGAAAUCAUAUGCCAAGAAACACAUCCAUCCAUUCAUCCAUCCAUCCAUCCAUCCAUCCAUCCAUCCAUCCAUCCAUGCUACAUGUUUACAGAGUUUUGUGGAGAAUCCGUUUCUCAUCAUGAGCCACUCAUUUGUCAGCAUGGCUACGAAAAUGAAGGAGUCCACAGCGAUAACAAUUACGACAAAUGAAGAUUCUGUCAGUCCAAAACCUUUCACCUCAAACUGUCAGCUACUACACUCACAAACUCACACACACUCACACACUCACACACUCCAGAGGUUGUACGUGAUGCUGCAAAUACUAGUGAUAUUGGUGGCUAGAUGGACCUGUGGUCCAGUGUUUGAAAUUGUCAGCUUGUUUGUUUUCUAACUCCCGUGAUGCACUCUGGUAUGUCCAGAAACCAAAGAUGAAACCAGAACCAAGGGGAAUUGAAGCUGUUUUUCUAAAGAAAAUUUUUAGGUAAUUCAAUCUAACAAUUAACAAAAAAAAUAAUUUGGGAUUUACAUAAAUGAGUCCAGCUUUUAACCCAAACUGGAAUGGAAACAUGUUGAACUCCGCUCUUAUUUUGUUUGUUUUUUUUUCUUUAGUUGAUUUUUGGCAGAUCUGAGCCACUACAUCAAUCACUAGCCUGAUUGCACUGCAUAGAACCAGGAGGUUUUGGGAUAAGGGACUUAACCUGGAAACAAAUUGGUCUUUGUACAAAAAUGCUACAUUGUACCUGUAUUUCUUUGCCAGUCAAUGUCUUUUUAAGAUGAUGAAAAUACAUCUUCUGAUGUAAAAGAGAAAAAGCCCAAAAAUCCCCAAAUAUUUUUCCUUACAGAAAAUAAACAAAAGUGCCUGGACUUUAAUGCAGAGUCCAUCUGUAAUGGUUAAAAUAAUUGA